Messenger RNA from Fukomys damarensis (Damara mole-rat), 4890 nucleotides. RefSeq names its product ST6 beta-galactoside alpha-2,6-sialyltransferase 2 (gene St6gal2). Bases 101 to 1423 code for a protein of 440 amino acids. The record is from RefSeq and is a predicted model, not a curated record. The transcript has 7 exons. Gene Ontology annotation, molecular function: sialyltransferase activity. NCBI's taxonomy places the organism in Eukaryota, Metazoa, Chordata, Mammalia, Rodentia, Bathyergidae.
GCACCGCCGAGCUCCGGACCGGAGCGCAGCGCGGCGGGGAGCAGGUUCCUCGGCCUCCCGCUGCCAUUUUGGGACCAGGUGCUAACCCCAGAGAUCUGCAAUGAAACCACACCUGAAGCAAUGGAGGCAAUGCAUGCUUUUCGGAAUAUUUGCGUGGGGGCUCCUCUUCUUGGCCAUUUUCAUCUACUUCACCGACAGCAACCCCGCUGAGCCUGCACCCAGUUCCCUGUCCUUCCUGGAGACACGGCGGCUCCUGCCAGUGCAGGGCAAGCAGCGUGCCAUCAUGGGCGCUGCGCACGAGCCUGUCCAACCUGGAACCGCUCUACGCGGACGCCCUAUUGGGUUGGUCCGCCCAGCGCCCGCGGACUCCCAGGAAGCGGCCUGGACCCAGGGUGGCAUUGGAAAUGAGGACGAGUUCUUCUCCUCCCAGGUUGGGAGGAGAUCCCAAAGCGCUUUCUACCCGGAGGACGACGACUAUUUUUUUCUGGGCAGCGAGCCAGGGUGGUAUGGCCAAGCUCUGGGGGUCCUGGGGCUCCCGGCCCCAGGUCAGCUCUCCUCGCGGGCGCGCGCUCGGUCGUCGGGACUGGGUCCCAGCCGGCGCUCGCAGAAGAGGACCCGGCGGCGGGCCCUGGACGGCACAGAACCUCCCUUCGCCGCUCUCGGGUGGCGGAGCCUUGUCCCCGCUACCCCUCUGAGCCAGCUGCACCCGCGCGGCCUGCGCAGCUGCGCUGUGGUCAUGUCGGCUGGCGCCAUCCUCAACUCCUCACUGGGCGUGGAGAUCGAUUCUCACGAUGCAGUGUUGAGGUUUAACUCUGCUCCUACGCAUGGUUAUGAGAAGGAUGUUGGAAAUAAAACCACUAUUCGCAUCAUCAACUCCCAGAUUCUGACCAACCCCGGCUAUCACUUCAUUGACAGCUCUUUGUAUAAAGAUGUCAUUUUGGUGGCCUGGGACCCAGCUCCGUACUCCUCCAAUCUCUACUUGUGGUACAAGAAGCCAGAUUACAACUUGUUCACUCCGUAUAUUCAGCACCGUCAGAGAAAUCCAGCUCAAGCAUUUUACGUUCUGCAUCCUAAGUUUAUAUGGCAGCUCUGGGACAUUAUCCAGGAGAACACAAAGGAAAAGAUCCAGCCCAACCCACCAUCCUCGGGGUUCAUCGGCAUCGUCAUCAUGAUGUCCAUGUGCGACGAGGUACAUGUGUACGAGUACAUUCCGUCCGUGCGGCAGACCGAGCUCUGUCACUACCACGAGCUAUAUUACGACGCAGCCUGCACGCUGGGCGCCUACCACCCGCUGCUCUUCGAGAAGCUCCUGGUGCAACGUCUCAACACAGGCUCGCAGGCCGACCUACACCGCAAGGGCAAGGUGGUACUGCCAGGCUUCCGGAAGGUGCAGUGCCCAGCCCCCGGCCUGGGGGAUGCAUAGUCUUAGGAAGGAGCCUCAGAACCCAUGUGCAAUAAGGUAUCACUGCCAUCCUCGGAGUCAUGGAGGACACUUGAAGCUAGGUCCUAGACAGUGUCAUGUGGAGUCUUGAAUCGUAAUGUAACGGUGGCCAUAAGAAUAAUUCUCUCCCAAGCCAUUGAGUAUUUUUUUAGUACUUUGGGCAUAGAAAUGGAAUUUUAAGUAAAACAUUCAAAAAAGAGGCAAGAAAAAGACUAGACAGAAAACCAUGGGUCUGAUACUUUGUGAAGUGCAGGCAUUCUUGGGUCAGGGCUGCCUUUUGUCAGGAUGUCUGGAGCUACAGGCUUCGCUGACGCUGCUGGUGACAGAAGAGGCCUUCUAUCUAGAUUCAUCCAUGUGGAGGUCAGUGCAUGGCUGUCACUGAUGCAUGCAGUCAUCCUUAAAGAUCCUGCAUUUUCUCAUGAAUGAGUUAUCAAGCAGACAAAUUGAUCAGCAGAAAUCUCCCUAGAUCAGACCUUCCAUACUAGAAGGAAGGACUUUGGAGCUUCGGCCCCAGGUUGCAGGGGACGCACAUCAGCCUCUUUUAUGGGACUUCCUACAGGUUUUUAUAGCUGCUGCAAAACUGACAGCUAAUUCUUCCAACUGACAAGUAUUUUAGAACCCAAUCCUGGUUUUCACAGUUGUGUUUUCUGUCAGCAGCAUGACAAAGCCAUAAAAUUAAAUAAAAAUGAGUGAAAACAUUGCUCUUUAACAAGGAAAAUCAUACCUGUUCAGAUGGAGAGGCGGGCAGGUAAUAAACUCAUACCAGCCUGAUAGUGAUACUGAGGUUUUUAACCUCAAAUUCUGUCCCUGAUAAAUCAGUGAUUUUUGGUGGUGCAACAGAAACAUUUCAGAAUACCUUAACUAAAUAUACCAUUAUUCCAAUAUCAAACCAAAACAUAUCUCAAUGGCACAAUUUAGACUUCAGGGCAGUAAUAGCAGCUUAAUUAAAGACAGUCUCCCUUGCAAGGUGUGUAGCCAUCGGGAGAGUUUGGUGGCUAAGGCUUUUAUCUUUCUGGAUUGGUUUGUUCCAGUGCUUUCAGGAUGGCUUCUGUGAGCAAAAAUGGUUUACUGAGAUUGGCAGCUUCUCCCUGGCUGUUCUACUCUGUCCCCUUAUUCCCAUAGAGAAGUGGGAGCAAUUUUGAAAAUUUUUCAUUUAUGAGAUAUUAUCUAAUAAAAAUCCAUCCAAGGAGCUUCCUUACCAAGUCUAUGAGAAGGGGUGGAUGGUUUUGUCUUAUGUGUUAAAUUAUGUCUGAGUAGACACCAUCCAGCCCUGCUUCUCCCUAAUUUUCUGAAAUAGCUGGGUCAUAUCCACACACUUAAGGGAGUAGAAACUUCCCUGCUCUGGAAGGAGUCGACCAGAGAUGCUGACAGGAUUGCUCCCCUGGAGUGCAGGCAUCUUUCUAGAUCUUCCAAGACUUGCCAUUUUAAAUGCCCACAACUACUAAAACCCCUUUUAUAGUCUUCCAAGUGGAUUCACUCAUGGGCAUCCUUAUUAUCCAGGACAGCCUUCUUUUGGCGGCAUCAGAAUUCAGUUAGCAAACAAAAGAUUGGGGUCAAUGUAGAUAUUCAAGUUCAAAGCCUCUAGAAAACACUUCAGAGGUUUUUAAAUAGCAUGCUGUUGUAGCACCAGUACUUACAAAAGAGGACUUUCAUUUUCAUGGAAUUACACGAAAUUACAUGGAAUUACUGAUGAACAUAAUGCAAAGUCAAUUAAAAUUUGUGAAUUUAUUAUGGCCUUAAAGAGUCUUGGGAAUCAAGAGUCUGUUGAACCCUGAGGAGUUGAACCCUGUGGGCGCAUGUGUUUACACAGUGCUGGCUGCACAGUCUUCAGUUUAAAAGUUUAAAUCAUUCAACCUCACAAUUGUGUUCUGCUCUGCAUCAGUGCAAAGGCUCCUCCUGGCACUCCUUGGUUCUGAGGGGCGGAGUUUCAUCAGACAUUGCUUACUUCCUGUGAGUACAGUGCUGAGCUCCAGUAGACACAGGACCUUCCAAGGAGUGGUUAGUAGUGAGUGACCUGAUUUCUUUUUCCCCCUUCUGCCCCUUCCAGAACUCACUGUCCUCUGGAGAGGGGAAGCUGAGGAAACCCUCGCAUCCCUCCUGAAGGCCUCUGGUGCUGCUCUGCACUCAGCACUGGCCAGUGUCACAUUCCUCUGCACUUCCAGGUCGUUCCCCUCUGUCUUUGUGGAGACCAAUAAUGACACCUUCCUGUACCUCAAUUCCCCCAUCGUGUUUCUCCAGUUGUCCCUUUGGGGUGGGAGACUCUUCUGUCCUCUGGGUUAGGGCCAGACAGGCUGUCUGGAUGGAUUAAGAGGGAUCCAUUUUAGAUGGGCCACACUGACAGAAGAACGUCAUGAGCACCAAUGACGUGAUCAAAGUUCUCCAGGUUUUCCAUCACUAGACACAGUGCGCGUGGCUGAGGGUACCUGGUCCCCUUCUCCGUAGCUAUGAGGAAACAGACAAAAGUGGUUGUGUGGGGCUGGGGGAUUGUGGGCAGACACACAGCAUCCCAGUGUGUUUUGGCUGGUUUAGACUCUUACCCUGUGCCACACAGUGGAUAGAGACAGCUCUGUUUAGAAACUAACUGGAAAUACAUGCCUGAGUUUCUCCUUGGCUUUGAUACUUUUGAUAUUUCCAUUGUGAAAUUACUCUGCAUGAUUCAGCCACCCGGCAUUAUGUAAACACUUGGUAAAUGAAAGGGAUUCUUCUGAUAGCUCAAGGAAAUAAAAUGUAAUUUCUGAUUCUUGUUUUAUUAAAUGAUCAAAGUCUUUUAGUAAGAGAAAAAUAAUGCAGUCUAUUCUGUACAAGUUUAGGUUAAUGAAAUUUGAAGAAUUCAAGACAUUGAUAUAGUUCUUACUCUUAGUAUAGAAGUGUGCAUGUAGAUAUAGUUAUAUAAUUGUAUAUAUACGUAUCUACACACAUGAUUGGUUUUAUAUUGUUUUUUCAUUAAUUUUUAUGAUGUAACCUUUACAGUAAAUUUUUAAAUUAUGCAAACACUAAUUUUUUAAGAGAAGGAAACAUAUGUUACACAUCCUUCUAUUAAAAUGUGGUUGUCCACCCCCUCAGUAUACAUAUUCUAUAACCUCUGACUAUGAUAAACGAAAAGCAUAACAGAAAUAUUUUAAAAGCACUAUGAAACUCGAAUUGCUACCUAAUAUUGGAUCUUCAUCAGAAGCCUUAUUGUAACUCUGAACCCUGAUGUUUUUCACUAACUCAUGGCUUUUACAAGAUUGGGGGAAGAAACAUUUAUUGCUUCCAUGGAAAAUAGCCUAACCGGUUAAAUGCAUUGGUGUGAUAAAUCUAGCAUUUAUAACAUGCAUCCUGUUUUGCUUUGGAUUAAAUACUUAUAAAAUCCUUCCAGUGGAAACCAGUGAACUUUUCUAACAGCUUUGGGAAUUUUUUUGUAUGAUAAUUUUUAAACUGAAAUGUGUAUCCUUCCAAUUAAGUGCGUC